GAACUCCGAAGAAAACUGAACAACCUGGCUCGCCCCAGUGGACUAACAGUGGAUGACUGUAGACUUGAUGGGCCUUUGUUGCAAAUCUUGUUCAUGAAUAAUGAUGUUUCAAAGCAAUAUCACCAAGAAGUAGAAGAUUUUGUAUCGAGUUUAGUUCAGAAAUAUGAGGAGCAACGGAGGAGUGAAUUGGACAAGGCCUGCUUCAAUGUGAAGCCACAGCCUUCUAGCUUUGUCCUGGAAGAGGAUCAUAAGAUAACAAGCUCAAACGUGUCGAAAAAAAUCAAAGAGGCUUUUAGCGUUGUAGGAAGUGUUCUCUAUUUUACCAAUUUUUGUCUUGAUAAACUGGGGCAGCCUAUAUUAAAUGAAAAUCCUCAGCUCACAGAUGGAUGGGAAAUACCCAAAUACCAGCAAGUUUUCACGCAGAUUCUUUCUCUAGAAGGACAAGAGAUACAAGUAAAGUCUAAAAGUAUGUCUUCGUCGGCCAGCAGUGAGGGAGAGGAGGAAUCCCACCAGCAGAAUCCAUGCGUCUCUUACGAUCUCUCCAAGUUGAUCAACUACCCAGGUUUUAACAUGUCCACGCCGAGUGGGGUCACAGACGAAUGGAGGAUGUUCGGCUCGGUCCCUCUUCAGCCAUCCCAGCAGAAAGAAAUUUUUGCUCAUUAUCUUUCCACUUACCAUUCGGCCAACCUCAAAUCCAAGCCCAAAAGGCCCCCCCCUCGCCAGAGCUCACAUCAUUCGAAGCGGCAGAAAGGAUCCAGCGCUGAAGUUUCGCCAGCCGACAUGGAGAUCGACUCCGAUCUAGAAAUGCCCCCUAGCUUUCCUGAUUACGACGGCUUCCACUUCCAACCUCCGUUGCCUCCGGGGUCUCCGCUGACGGCCACUCCCCCCCCUCUGCCACAGGGCACCCCUCCAGCUACUCCCCCCAGCCUGACACCUCCUCAACCGCUGUCUUAUGUGCCAGCAGCCCUGCCUUGGACGCCGUCUGCCCCGCGGCCGGAGGAUUCUGCCAUGGACGAAGACACCUUGACCCUGGAAGAAUUGGAGGAGCAGCAGCGGCUGAUUUGGGCAGCCCUCGAGCAGGCGGAGAGCGGCAACAGCGACUCGGACCUCCCUGCCGGGACCCCCAUGGCCAGCAACUCCGGGACAUCGUCCCCCUGCAGGACGGAGCUCUCCAUUGCCCUGGAGCAAGCGGGCCCCCAACAGCUGAAGGAGGUCUCCAAAGCUGAACCCACCGACAAGCCCGAGCAGAUACCCCAGACUCCCGAAGAGCCCCCCGAAGAGCCCGGCCCUCAACCGGCCAUUGAACUGGUGGAUUUAACAGCCGAGAGGGAAGCCAUUCCCACGGACUUGGGAGGCCAAACCUGCUCCUCCUCGGAUCCUGGCGGCCUCCUGAACCAUAGCGACGCUCCUGAGAUUCCCAGCGCCAGCCAGCCGCCCCCCUCCACCCCUCCCGGCCUCGUUCCCGACAUGAGCAAGUUUGCCGCUGGGAUCACUCCUUUCGAAUACGACAACUUGUCGGAAUCCACCGGGACUUACCUCAGAAUAAGGAGCGCGCUGAAAAAAUACCCGAGAAGCCAACUGAAGAAUAAGAAGCUUUCCCUUUAACAGCCCGACUGGGGCCAGGGACAAAAAAAACCCCCCAAACACAAUCAGGAUUUGGGUGCUUUGCCCUUAAAGCACAAACGAAAGAGCCAGAGAUGGAAAGUGGGUGUUGUUGCGUUCUUCCUAAAACCAAGUAAUUUUGUUUUUAAAGAAAAAUCGGGUGGGGACAGGCUUCCACUUUAACCUCGAACCAGGACUGAUACUUCCACAAAUACUCAAAGGUUUUGUGAAUCUCCUCCAAUCCUGCAUUACAGAUACCCCUGAACGUUAUUAUUUUUAUUUUUUUCCCAACUUGGGGUCAAAUACACCCUUGCCUCUCUCUCUCUACCAACCGAGGUUUUUGUCUCUGGCCAGACUUUCCACAGGGAGCGGAUAGUUCUUAAAAUACGUUGACUGCCCGCGGCUUUUUAAAAGGACCCCCGUUUUUUUUUAACAAAAUGCUUCCCCUCAAAUUGUUGUGGUGAUCCGACGGGAAUAAUCAGGGAUGAAUCAACCAUUCUCUUUACAUCCUUUUUGAAAAGGGAUUUUUUAAAAAAGUGAUUUAGGGGAUUUAAAUUUCUUUUUUUUAAAAAAAAACGACACCGCCUUUUUGUUUUGGUAACAUCGUCAUCUUUGAACUUGCUGUACAUAUAUUUGUGCUUGUGUACAGGGGUUUAAUAAAACGAUUUUUUUCAUA
Messenger RNA from Thamnophis sirtalis, 2278 nucleotides. NCBI's taxonomy places the organism in Eukaryota, Metazoa, Chordata, Lepidosauria, Squamata, Natricidae. The record is from RefSeq and is a predicted model, not a curated record.